AUGAUUCUUUGUGUGCCUGGUCCUCGAGCUCUUCUGCCCGCUUCUGCAUCUCCGGACAGUCUGCUGGGCAUGCGGACAGAGAAUGUACAAUCAAAUUCUUGCCUUCAAACCACCCCUCUUUUCUGGGACCCCGCUAAAGACCUGCAGACAAUUGCCAGUAACUUCUACUACCUGGAAAAUUCAGGAUGGUAUUGGGGUGCCAUAACAGCAGCACAGGCACACUCUGCACUACAGGAGGCCUCGGAAGGAGCUUUUUUGAUCCGAGACAGCUCCCACCCCAUGUACAUGCUCACAUUAUCGGUGCGGACGGCGCGAGGUCCCACCAGUAUACGAAUCCAAUACAAAGCAUCGCGAUUUUUACUGGACUCUAGCUCCCCGGCUCGCCCCAGCCUUUCCACGUUCCCAAAUAUACCCAGUCUGGUGCAGCACUACAUGGGACCAGAGAGGCACGCGGAGGAGAAGAAAGAGCAGGAAAAACCAAAUUCAAAGAACGCUCAAGAUACUUCGAUUGUGCUGAAACUAAAACAUGCCGUGUACAAGCCUCAGGGACUGCCGACGCUGCAGCAUCUCACGCGACUGGUGAUAAACCGGCACACGGACUGCACCGAAAUGCUUCCACUUCCAGGGCCGCUUCUCCGCUACGUACAGGACUAUCCCUUCAAGGUAUGA
This is a messenger RNA of Knipowitschia caucasica, 669 nucleotides long. The record is from the annotation of a GenBank genome assembly. Lineage: Eukaryota; Metazoa; Chordata; Actinopteri; Gobiiformes; Gobiidae.